CCCUGAUCGAUUAAGCGAACGUCUUCGCCUAUAUAAGCCGAAGCUGAAACCCGCACUCCCCGUUCGGUUCCUAUUCACCUUGUGUUCUCACUCUUCGAUCGCACCAUGGCGGGAAAUAUCAAGAUCGGCAUCAACGGGUUCGGAAGGAUCGGGAGGCUGGUCGCCAGAGUAGCGCUCCAAAGCGACGAUGUGGAGCUCGUCGCCGUGAAUGACCCCUUUAUCACCACCGAUUACAUGACGUACAUGUUUAAGUAUGAUACCGUGCAUGGAUCUUGGAAGCAUCACGAGAUCAAGGUGAAGGACUCCAAGACUCUUCUCUUUGGCGAUAAGCAAGUUACUGUUUUUGGAGUUAGGAAUCCUGAGGAGAUUCCAUGGGGUGAGACCGGUGCUGAGUACAUUGUGGAAUCCACUGGUGUCUUCACUGACAAGGACAAGGCUGCUGCUCACCUUAAGGGUGGUGCCAAGAAGGUCAUCAUCUCCGCUCCCAGCAAGGAUGCUCCAAUGUUCGUUGUAGGGGUGAAUGAAAAUGAGUACAAGCCGGACAUUAAUAUUGUCUCCAAUGCAAGCUGCACGACCAACUGUCUUGCUCCUUUAGCCAAGGUUGUCCAUGAUAGAUUUGGAAUAGUAGAGGGUUUGAUGACCACAGUUCAUGCUAUCACUGCUACUCAAAAAACCGUUGAUGGACCAUCUAGUAAGGACUGGAGAGGUGGACGAGCUGCAAGCUUCAACAUCAUUCCUAGCAGCACUGGUGCUGCAAAGGCUGUUGGAAAAGUGCUUCCUGCUUUGAAUGGAAAGUUAACUGGUAUGGCUUUCCGUGUUCCAAUUGUUGAUGUGUCGGUUGUGGAUCUCACUGUCAGGCUUGAGAAAGAAGCCACCUAUGAGGAGAUCAAGGCUGCCAUCAAGGAGGAAUCUGAGGGAAAGCUGAAGGGCAUCUUGGGAUAUGUGGAGGAGGACUUGGUAUCCACCGACUUUGUAGGAGACAAGAGAUCAAGCAUUUUUGAUGCCAAGGCUGGAAUUUCUUUGAAUGGAAAGUUUGUCAAGCUUGUGUCUUGGUAUGAUAACGAGUGGGGCUACAGCUCACGUGUUAUCGACCUGAUUCGCCACAUGCACAAGACCCAGUGAGAUCACCUGCUUCCCUUGCCCAUGCGGGUUGGUGCUGUACGUGGCCGUUCCGCCCUUUUCUUGAUACAAAUAAAAUAUUUCUGACGUGAUGUUAGCUUGGUUUUUAUAUGUCUACCUUUUGUUUUGUGAUGUUAAUUUCUUAGUUCAAUGUGAACCUGAAACCCGAAGGUUUUCAAGACUAUAAUUUUUAAGUUAUAUUUAUUUUUUUCUCUUUAUAACUUGAUCGAUUAAUUGAGCUAGUUUUAUA
Messenger RNA from Musa acuminata AAA Group (dessert banana), 1369 nucleotides. RefSeq names its product glyceraldehyde-3-phosphate dehydrogenase 2, cytosolic-like. The coding region runs from base 106 to 1122 and encodes 338 amino acids. Gene Ontology annotation, biological process: glucose metabolic process; glycolytic process. Gene Ontology annotation, cellular component: cytosol. Lineage: Eukaryota; Viridiplantae; Streptophyta; Magnoliopsida; Zingiberales; Musaceae. The record is from RefSeq and is a predicted model, not a curated record. The transcript is spliced from 12 exons. Gene Ontology annotation, molecular function: NAD binding; glyceraldehyde-3-phosphate dehydrogenase (NAD+) (phosphorylating) activity; NADP binding.